This is a messenger RNA of Mobula hypostoma (lesser devil ray), 1647 nucleotides long. Its product is annotated as Transmembrane protein 150A-like. Bases 156 to 971 code for a protein of 271 amino acids. Lineage: Eukaryota; Metazoa; Chordata; Chondrichthyes; Myliobatiformes; Myliobatidae. The record is from RefSeq and is a predicted model, not a curated record. The transcript has 8 exons.
GUGGUUUCUGUGGAGCCCAGGCGCGGAGUCGCUGGAGUCCUGGGCGGUCUGGUGCUGAGCAGCGAGGGAUCCCGCGGUCUAGUGGAAAGAGAGGGAUCAUGACUGGCGGAGAUCGUUCACAUGUAUAGAAAACUACAUACCGUUUGCUUCCUGGAAUGGCAGCCUGGGUCAUCCUUCCCGUUAGCCUGUCCGUCUCCACCAUCACAGCAUUGUGGGUCGUGUAUGCAGUGGCAGUGCAGAAUCAUCACGUUUGCCCUGUGGACAACUGGACCUACAAUGACUCAUGUGAUGAGAAAUUCGACCAAGAUGAACCUAAAAACUGUUGUACAUUAGAUGACAUCCCAUUGGUCAGUAAGUGUGGUACCCUCCCUCCCGAGAGCUGUCUCUUCAGUUUGAUCUGCAACACUGGUGCUUUUAUGGUGAUGUUGCUCGGUUUACUGCGCUAUGCACAUGUGAAGGAGAGACACCAGAAGUGUUUACUGAAUACCGCAGCACUGGUUACGUGUUGGAGCUGUGCUGCAGGGCUCAUCAUUGUGGGAAACUUCCAGGUUGACAAUGCUAAAGUGAUACACUACAUUGGUGCUGGGAUAGGAUUUCCCAAUAGUAUGUUGUUCAUCUUUUUCCAAACCAUCCUCACCUACAAGAUUGCAAAGAAUUCGCUGGAUUAUCGGAUAGGUCACUGUCGAGCCGUUCUUACCGUUCUGGCUUUCAUCAACCUUGCCCUUAGUGGGGUCUUCUUCAUUCAGCAAAGCUCAGAUCUUCAGCAUGCAGCGGCUAUUUGCGAAUGGAUUUUCACUAUUAUUGUCCUCGUUUUCUAUGGGACCUUUGCAGUGGAGUUUGGCUCUAUCACUCAAAACACCCUUCUGGAAAUGCUGACAAAGGAAACACAGAAGACCCACUGUAAAUCAGACAACAGAAGAGUUCCCAGAAUACAUGGCAACUGCACACAAGAGGCUGUGGCUAUGAUCUAGACUUUGAAAUAUCAACAGGCAGGUUGAUCUGUAAUUUUUGCCUUAAAGCACCAUAAAAAUCCAAAUGAUCAGGAUAUCUCUGUGGCAUUCCUGUUUGAUGUAAAGUGGCAAAGAGAUACUCGAUGUAAUCAAAAUACUACAGUUGAAGCCAUCUUGAGAAGACAAGCUUGUCUAUUUCCAUUGGUAUUUUUGAAACAUUUAUCUUAAAUUUAAUUUUUUAAUAAAAGUUUGAUUUUUAUAAUAGAAUGAAUGAUAUAUUUUUGGCAGCAAUUGAAAUGUUUCUAGCACUGGCCAAUGUAAAUGGAUGGCUAAGCAGCCAUAUUUUAGUUAUAAUGAUAAUUUUUUAAAAAAGGUAUUACAUUUGAUAUUGAUUCUGUAUUCUCUGUGUUGAUAAAAUGUCCUCAUUAUCCAUAUCACUCAUUUAUAUCUCUAUAGCCUCUUUGUUUCCAUAACUCCAUAUUCUUUUCUGAUCUCCAGUUUAAUUUGGCUUGUUUCUGGCUAUCAUGCCUUCAAGAUUUGGAAUUCCUUUAAUAAACUUAUCUUCUGCUGUACCUCUCCCCUGUUAUUUUAAGUAUCCAUUCAAUUACAUCCUUUGUAGUAUUGUAUAAGCAUAUAAUGUCACAUUAUAUAUUGUUGUGGACACAUUUUAUGUACAUGGUCUGGGAACAACCUUGAA